Telopea speciosissima is the source of this 1129-nucleotide messenger RNA. RefSeq lists its product as uncharacterized. The record is from RefSeq and is a predicted model, not a curated record. Bases 53 to 1045 code for a protein of 330 amino acids. The transcript has a single exon. NCBI's taxonomy places the organism in Eukaryota, Viridiplantae, Streptophyta, Magnoliopsida, Proteales, Proteaceae.
AAAGUGAAGCUUGAAACAGAGAAGAAGAAGAAGAAGGAGGUGGAGGAACGAGAUGAAAGGAAAAGGAGGUAAAGGGGCUCCUCACACAGACCUCUUGGUAUGUUUUCCUUCCCGAGCCCAUCUAGCCCUUAUGCCCAAGCCCAUCUGCAGCCCAGCUCGUUCCUCUGAGUCUACCAAGCGCCGCCACCAGCACCACCUCUACAGCCACCAUACCCCCGUCUCAAGAUCGAACAACAGAGGAGGCCAAGCAAGCCCUCUUAUAUGGGCCAAAACCAAGCCUAUGGCCUCGGAGAUCUCCGAACCAACCUCCCCCAAGGUCACUUGCGCCGGCCAGAUCAAAGUCAAGCAGAAGCACAGUUCCGGCAAGAAUUGGCAAUCAGUCAUGGAAGAGAUCGAAAGACUCCACAACCAUAGAAAGCACAAGAAGAGACCCUCUUGGGUUGAAAGUACUCUUGGAUUCAAGAAAGAUAUAAUGCAGUUCUUGACUUGUUUAAGAAGCAUUCGAUUCGAUUUACGGUGUUUCGGCUCUUUCCGUGGAUCCGAUAUCAUUUCCGAUGAAGAGGUGGAUGAAGAAGAAUUCGAAGAAGAAAACCAGGUGGGCGUUGAGGAAAGUGAUAAUUGUACCUCAAGAACCGUCUUUUCUAAGUGGUUUAUGGUACUACAGGAAAAUCAGAGUAAUGGGUUAAGUAAAGAAGAGAAAUUUGGGGAAAGAAGAGAUGAUAAAGAUGGGUCUUGUCAUGGAGGUUCGGUGGUGGUCGAUCCUUCUGUUCCUCCUAAGAAUGCUCUGUUGCUGAUGCGUUGCAGGUCUGCCCCAGCAAAAGGGUGGAUAGAAAAGAAAGAAAGAGAAGAAGAAGAAGAAGAAGAAGAAGAAGAAGCAGAGAAGAAGACAAAGCCAGCUUCGGAAGAAGAGAAAAAGAAAGAGAGCUUGGUGUUGAUGAGCUAUGCCCCUGAUUUCUUCAAAGUCUCUACUGAUAUUGCUAAGGAGACUUGGGUUGUUGGUGGAAGUAGAGAUCCACUAUCGAGAAGUCGAAGCUGGAAGAGAUGAGGAUGAUCGUGGUAAAUUGCCCCUUGUUUUUUUAAUUUUAAUUUCAAUUUCAUGAAUAAUGUUAUUUUUGUUUUCUCAUUGUUU